GGGGCGGGCCAAGAGGAAGGGCGUUAGGAAACGCCAUCCGCCCAACAUCGCAGCAGCAGUGAAGUGGUUCCCUGCAACAUCGGGAUCUAAGUGUUAGCCUGUCUUCGUAUUGUCAAAAUGUCUCUUUCUAAGAAGUUAACUUUGGACAAACUGGACGUGAAAGGGAAACGAGUCAUCAUGAGAGUAGACUUCAAUGUUCCCAUGACGAGGAACCAAGUUACAAACAACCAAAGAAUCAAGGCUUCCCUCCCAAGCAUCAGAUACUGCCUGGAUAACGGAGCCAGGUCAGUAGUUCUCAUGAGUCAUUUAGGUAGACCUGAUGGUGUUGCGAUGCCUGAUAAAUACUCCUUAGAGCCGGUGGCUGCUGAACUCAAAUCCUUGCUGGGGAAAGACGUUCUGUUCCUAACAGACUGUGUGGGCUCAGAAGCAGAGCAAGCUUGUGCCAACCCACCUGCGGGUUCAGUCAUCCUACUGGAGAACCUUCACUUUCAUGUGGAAGAGGAAGGGAAGGGCCAAGAUCCUUCUGGGAAUAAGCUGAAAGCUGAGCCAGAUAAAGUAGAAGCCUUCCGCGCAUCCCUCUCCAAGCUGGGGGAUGUGUAUGUCAAUGAUGCUUUUGGCACAGCUCACCGGGCUCAUAGUUCCAUGGUGGGAGUGAAUCUGCCGCAGAAGGCAUCUGGAUUCCUGAUGAAAAAGGAGCUGGAUUACUUUGCCAAAGCCUUGGAAAACCCAGAGAGACCCUUUCUGGCUAUCCUUGGUGGAGCUAAAGUGGCAGACAAGAUCCAACUCAUCAAAAAUAUGCUGGACAAAGUCAAUGAGAUGAUUAUUGGUGGCGGAAUGGCUUUUACCUUCCUUAAGGUACUCAACAACAUGGAGAUUGGUGCCUCCCUGUUCGACAAAGAGGGAGCCAAGAUUGUCAAAGAGAUCAUGGCCAAAGCUGAAAAGAAUAGGGUGAACAUUACAUUUCCUGUUGACUUUGUCAUUGCUGACAAGUUUGAGGAAAAUGCUAAGGUUGGCCAGGCCACGGUAGCGUCGGGUAUACCUGCCGGCUGGGUGGCUUUGGACUGUGGUCCUGAGACCAACAAGAAGUAUGCACAAGUUGUGGCCCGAGCCAAGCUAAUUGUGUGGAAUGGACCUUUAGGGGUCUUUGAAUGGGAUGCCUUUGCUAGUGGAACAAAAGCCCUCAUGGAUGAAAUUGUGAAAGCCACUUCCAAGGGCUGUAUCACCAUUAUAGGAGGUGGAGACACGGCCACUUGCUGUGCCAAAUGGAACACUGAAGAUAAAGUCAGUCAUGUGAGCACUGGAGGAGGUGCCAGUCUAGAGCUUCUGGAAGGUAAAGUCCUUCCUGGAGUGGAGGCUCUCAGCAAUCUAUAGUUGAUAGUGUUCCUUCCUGCUGUUUUCUGUGCACAGCCUUUAAGUCAACUUAGUGCUUUUACAUCUCAACUUGACUUUUGUUAAAAUCUGCCCCUCCAUCAAGACUCAGGCAAAGACCAAGGAAUGGGACAUCAGGAACUCUUAACAUCAGCUUAACAGUACAACUCAUUUUUGUUCUGUGAUGCGUUUGCCUACUGUCUUAAAGAUCUCAUUUGAACUUCACUGUUGUAAUUCAUAGCAAGUGAGCUGCCUAUUAAAGUGAGUUGAAUAAGCUGAA
This is a messenger RNA of Phacochoerus africanus (Common warthog), 1648 nucleotides long. RefSeq names its product phosphoglycerate kinase 2 (gene PGK2). The transcript has a single exon. The coding region runs from base 118 to 1371 and encodes 417 amino acids. Gene Ontology annotation, molecular function: ADP binding; phosphoglycerate kinase activity; ATP binding. Gene Ontology annotation, biological process: gluconeogenesis; glycolytic process. Gene Ontology annotation, cellular component: sperm fibrous sheath; extracellular exosome; cytosol. NCBI's taxonomy places the organism in Eukaryota, Metazoa, Chordata, Mammalia, Artiodactyla, Suidae. The record is from RefSeq and is a predicted model, not a curated record.